UUUCGUUCCGGAUGGGUGCUUUUGCUCCAUCGAGCCAGUUCCUACUAGGACGAGUGGAGCCCAGGACCAAAACAAAAACAUCUCUCAACGCAGUAGCUCUUGUGUUGUCAGUGGCAGGUCGCGGAAAUCUCUUUCUGCUGUCUCAUCAUGCUACUGAAGUCCUGCUGCGUUUACAGCACCGGAGUGGUUUCUGUCUUGUUGCUGAUAAUCGGUAUUGCUUUAGUUUUGUCUGGCGUGUUUCCAAAUCUUCUGCAGUCGGUGGUUAAAAAGGAAGUGCUUCUGAAAAAUGGAACAGAGGCUUUUGGAGCCUGGAAAGAUCCUCCUGCACCUAUCUACAUGCAGUUUUACUUCUUCAAUGUGUCAAAUCCACAAGAGGUGCUGGCUGGGGAAAGGCCUGCUGUGGUGGAGAUUGGGCCAUACACAUAUCGAGAGUACCGGCCCAUGGAGGAAGUGAUGUUCCAGGAUAAUGGCACUAAAGUAGCAGCCGUCAAUCCCAAAACCUACAUUUUCCAGCCUGACAUGUCCCGAGGUCCAGAAAGUGACCUCAUCAGGACUAUUAACAUCCCUGCCAUGACGGUGAUGGAACGUUUCAAGGAUUCUGGUGUUGCCAAACUGGUAUCUGCCUUCAUGAGGUUUCAAAAUAUAGGCCUGUUCACCACCCACACAGUGGGGGAGUUCCUGUGGGGAUAUGAAGACCCUUUGCUCAAAUAUGCCCAAAAAGUUGACCCUACAAUCGAUGACGUUUUUGGACUUUUCUAUAAGAACAAUGCUUCGAGCGAUGGAGAAUAUGUCUUCUUCACUGGCCAGCAGGACUACAUGGACUUUGCCAGAGUGGACACAUGGCAGGGCAGCAGGUCUUUGAACUGGUGGACGUCUGAUGAGUGCAACAUGAUUAACGGAACCAACGGAGCAUUUUUCCAUCCAAUCGUCACCAAGGAUGAGGUCCUUUAUAUGUUCUCCUCUGACCUGUGCAGGUCUGUGUACGCUCUGUACGCGGAGGACGUGACAGUGAAGGGGAUCCCCGGGUAUCGUUUUGUUCCCCCCUACGAGGUGUUUGCCAAUCUGACCGUGAACCCGGCCAACGCAGGCUUCUGUGUGCCAGCCGGUGACUGCCUCGGCUCUGGCCUGCUCAACGUCAGCGUGUGUAAGCAAGGCGCUCCCAUCAUAAUGUCCUCACCGCACUUUUACCUGGCAGAUGAGAAAUUUGCUCAGGAUAUUUCUGGCAUGAAGCCUAAAAAGGAGCACCAUGAGACUGUCAUCGACAUCAAUCCACUAACAGGAAUUGUUCUACAAGCAGCCAAGCGACUACAGAUUAAUGUCUACAUAGAGAAAAUCCCCUCCUUCAGUCAAACAGGAAAUGUGAGGACAGUGGUCUUCCCUGUGGUUUAUCUCAAUGAGAGCGUUCUUAUUGACGAUGCGUCGGCCAAGAAGCUGCAUGUGACCGUUGUUGAGAAGAAUGUGGUCGAGAACAUCCCCUUCAUGCUGAUCGGCCUCGGCAUCAUCCUCGGAGGACUGUUCAUGCUCCUGAUGUGUCGACAGAAAGUCCCAGAGAGCACUGCUGCUGAACGGGAGCCUCUGCUGACAUCAUAACACUAAGGAGGCUGUGUAAGGAGGGUCGUUGUGUUUGUAAAAACAUUUUAAAGGGUUUAUCUGAUUUAAAACGCUGCUCACGAGGAAACACUGUACUCAGAGGCCAUCUUUUAAUCAGUUUUUGAUCUCAUAUUUAUUGAGAACGGAGCAAAUUCAUAAACCUGUUUUCAAAAAGCUCAUAUUGAAGUUACUGUUUUCGUUACACGCUGCAAACUAAAUGUAGGUCUUUGUAAAAUAAAACUGAAGUUUUUUUUAAUCAUUUUGUUUUUUUACCACACUAAACAGCAAAAACAGACUAAAC
This is a messenger RNA of Austrofundulus limnaeus, 1891 nucleotides long. It is a transcript of the gene scarb2c, whose product is annotated as scavenger receptor class B, member 2c. Gene Ontology annotation, cellular component: cytoplasm; lysosome; membrane. The record is from RefSeq and is a predicted model, not a curated record. Gene Ontology annotation, biological process: protein targeting to lysosome; receptor-mediated endocytosis. The coding region runs from base 148 to 1590 and encodes 480 amino acids. Gene Ontology annotation, molecular function: scavenger receptor activity. The transcript is spliced from 11 exons. Lineage: Eukaryota; Metazoa; Chordata; Actinopteri; Cyprinodontiformes; Rivulidae.